Cicer arietinum (chickpea) is the source of this 3481-nucleotide messenger RNA. Its product is annotated as G-type lectin S-receptor-like serine/threonine-protein kinase At4g27290. Gene Ontology annotation, biological process: protein phosphorylation; recognition of pollen. Gene Ontology annotation, molecular function: protein serine/threonine kinase activity; ATP binding. The record is from RefSeq and is a predicted model, not a curated record. NCBI's taxonomy places the organism in Eukaryota, Viridiplantae, Streptophyta, Magnoliopsida, Fabales, Fabaceae.
UAACAAUUUGACUUUGACUUUGAUUUGGAGUUUGUAUCAAACAAUUUGGAUAUGUUUUGAUUGCUUUUUAGUUUUUAUUUUUGGUGUGGAACUUGUGCUAAACUUCAAUUAUUUUAGUUUGGUUAGAAUUUUUAAAAACUUGGGUUAUAUAAGUUUUGUUUGUGAAUAUGUAUUGAAAGUUUUGAAAUUUUAAUAUAACUUUUUAGACAUUUUAUCGUGUUCUAACCUAUCAACCCAACAGAGAAUGUUAUAAAAAAGAGACUAAUGGUGAAUAUUCCACUUAGCGAAUAAAUCAUCAACAUUAACAUAGUUCAACUACGAUCAUUAUUCAUUAACGAAUUUGGAAACGAUUUUGAGAGUGAGAGACUUUGGUGGUUUACUCGAAAAAAAUAAUAAUGAACAAGCAAUGACUGUUCUGAACGCCGAACACGCAUGAAUGCCGCGAAUGAAGAAUCGCGUCGCGCGGCGGCACAAGCAACUAUGGUCGUGCACAUAAGUAACGGCAAAACAGAAAUCCAAGCGAUGCAACUUUUGUUUCAGGAAGCGGACGUGUUCCAAGAUUGUGGUGAGAAAUGGUCAAAUGUUGCUGCGGUCUUUGGCGGCUUGAAUCGAACGCGAUAGUGUGAUUCGAACAGUUGAGAAAUGGCGGUACAGGAGCUGGACUUCUUAAAUAAUAUAAGUUUCAUUCCAUGCUGUUCUGGUCUGUAAUUCGAUUAACUAAAAUUUGUUCAGAGUUUCAAAGUCUUAGAGACUAUAACCAAACAUCUAAUCUAAUGUUAUAAUAGGAUCAUCCUCCUAAUCUUCUUCUAUCUACAUAGAGAGUUCAUAGAAACGAAAACAAAAUGAUCGAUAACAUCAUAAUGUUAGUCUUUUUGUUUUUUUUAUCUUCCCAUAUACGAACAAGCACUUCAGUAAACAGUUUAGCUGUGAAUCAAUCUAUCCGAGAUGGUCAGACUUUAGUUUCAUCAAAUGGAACUUUUGAAGUUGGUUUCUUCAGCCCUGGAAAUUCAAGCAGUCGAUAUUUAGGUAUUUGGUAUAGGAAUUUAUCACCUUCAACGAUCGUGUGGGUGGCCAACAGGGAAACACCGCUGCGGAAUAAAUCAGGUAUCUUGAAACUCAAUGAAAAUGGGGUUCUUGUGGUUCUUAAUGGUACAAACAACACUGUAUGGUCAUCUAAAAUGUCGAACAAGGCAGUGGAUAGUUCAAUAAUUGCACAGCUAUUGGAUAAUGGAAAUUUUCUGUUGAAAAUUGGGCAAGACGAUAUUUUGUGGCAGAGUUUUGAUUAUCCAUGUGAUACGUUAUUGCCCGCAAUGAAACUUGGUUGGGACAAUGCAACUGGUCUGAACAGGUUUGUGACGUCUUGGAAAAGUGAAGAUGAUCCAGCAAAGGGAGAAUAUUCUGUAAAAAUUGACAUUCGAGGAUGUCCACAGUUAGUUAUUAUGCAGAGAUCUGUCAAUAAAUUUAGAAUCGGUUCGUGGAAUGGCCUCGGCUUUACUGGAUAUCCAAUUCAACAAUUGAAGCAGAAACAAAGAUAUAAAUUUGUGUUCAAUGCAAAAAAAGUUUAUCAUCAAUAUGAAGUUGUUGAUAGCUCUGUUGUAUCCAUAUAUAUGAUAUCCAGUUCAGGAAAUCUGCAAGCUUUAGCUUGGACAAGUAAACAAAGUGGUAGAAUAGUAAUCUAUACCGGGGGAGAGGAUUCAUGUGAUAAUUACGCUAUGUGUGGUGCUAAUUCUGUUUGCAAUAUGGAUGGUAACAUUCCAAAAUGUGAAUGCCUGAAAGGUUAUGUUCCUAAGUUUCCUGAACAAUGGAAUAUGUCAUAUUGGUCUAAUGGUUGUUUUCCGAGGAUCAAAUCUGUUUGUGGAGACGAUAAUAUUGGUGGCUUCUUGAAGUACACAGAAAUGAAAUUGCCAGACACUUCUGCAUCUUUGUAUAACAAGACCAUGAACCUUGUCGAAUGUCAGAAAUCAUGUCUCAAAAAUUGUUUGUGUACAGCUUAUUCAAAUUUGGAUAUCCGAAAGGGAGGAAGUGGUUGUCUGCAAUGGUUUGGUGAUUUGGUUGACAUGAGGAAAUUCUCUCAAUGGGGACAAGAGUUUUAUAUCAGACUCCCUUCUUCAGUACUAGCUGAAAUCGAACCUGCUGCAGUUAAUGGCAAUCAAAACAAGAAGAAGAUUGGAAUCAUAGUGGGCGUGAUUUCUUUUGGAUUCAUUUUAUGUGUCUGCUUAAUAAUACUCAGAAAGCGAGCGAGAAUAUAUCAUCUUGCACCAUUUAAAUGGAAGCAAGAAUUUUUUAGAUUGACAAAGGAAGACAUGGAUCUCCCAAUAUUUGAAUUUUCAUUCAUUGUUAAAGCCACUAAUAAUUUUUCUAGCGAAAACAAACUUGGGGAAGGUGGAUUUGGACCGGUGUAUAAGGGUACAUUGACAGAUGGAAAAGAAGUAGCUGUUAAACGAAACUCGAAGAUGUCGGAUCAAGGAUUGGAUGAAUUUAAAAAUGAAGUUUUGUUGAUUGCGAAACUUCAGCAUCGUAAUCUUGUGAAACUUCUUGGUUGCUGUAUGGAAGUAGAAGAAAAAUUGUUGAUCUAUGAAUACCUGCCCAACAGGAGCUUGGACUACUUCAUCUUUGAUGAAACUAGAAGCAAACUCUUGGUUUGGUCUCAGCGUUCCAACAUUAUUGCUGGCAUUGCUAGAGGGCUUCUCUACCUCCACCAAGACUCUAGACUGAGAAUUAUUCACAGAGAUUUGAAAACUAGCAAUAUCCUACUAGAUUUCCAUAUGAACCCAAAAAUCUCAGACUUUGGUCUUGCUCGGACAUUUGGGGGAGAUCAAAUUGAAGCCAAAACCACCAGAAUGGUGGGAACAUAUGGUUACAUGCCUCCAGAGUACGCAGUGCACGGCCACUAUUCUAUGAAAUCAGAUGUUUUUAGUUUUGGUGUAUUAAUACUAGAGAUAAUCAGCGGAAAAAAGAAUAAGGGAUUUUCUGAUCCAGAACACUCCCUUAACCUUCUUGGACAUGCAUGGACACUCUGGACUGAAAACAGACCACUGGAACUGAUAGAUAAACACUUACUUGAAACGUGUAUUUCUUCUGAAGUCUUUAGAUGCAUUCAUGUGGGGUUGUUGUGUGUACAGCAAAAACCAACAGACAGGCCAGACAUGUCUUCUACCAUUCUUAUGCUGAAUGGUGAAAAACUACUGCCUCAUCCAAAGGUGCCUGGAUUUUAUACGGGAAGGGGUUUACCUGAAGCAGUUUCCACAUCCUCAAAUCAAAUGUCAAUAACUACAUUUGCGGCAAGAUAGAAUAUUAAAAAUCAAACCAAUGAAUGUGUUUUACUUGAUUAUGUAAGGAAACAAUAUAGCUACCAGUAUGAAAUAUUGAUAUGCAAUUUGAAGAGACAGACUGUAAAUACCAUUAUUUUGUCUUUAACAGUAUUACUUAUUGAUAAUGUAUAUUUAAAACCAAUAGUCAUGUUUCUGUAUGAUGCCAUUUA